Somion occarium is the source of this 2099-nucleotide messenger RNA. The record is from the annotation of a GenBank genome assembly. NCBI's taxonomy places the organism in Eukaryota, Fungi, Basidiomycota, Agaricomycetes, Polyporales, Cerrenaceae.
GUAUCGAUAUAUGUGGCGACUUAUAACCCUAGUACAUCGUUCACGGCUAUCCAGUUAUCUCCCUCUGGGUGGCACCUGUCGGCCAAUCACGGAAGAUAAGAAAUCGAAAUAGAAAUUGGACAACUGUCCCAAGAUUUACUCAGCCAUCGUGGUACUGGCAUCACAAUACGGAGGUAUCUGGCGUUCUGUUUACGAUGUCCCAUCGGGCCCGGAGAUAUCUCUAGGUAUCGUUCGAUAUAUAAUCUGCACUACAUUCACUAUUAGACUGCAUUCAGGCGUAUUUCUGCUAUGAACUCCCUCGUGAUCCUCGCUAUUAGCAGUAUUGCCUGGCUGAUAUGGCGUGCUGCCCGAAGUGUCUUUAUUCGUUCACCUAUAGAUAAUGUGCCUGGGCCCACAGCUCCAUCUCUAAUGAGAGGUAACCUCGGCCAGCUCUUGAACAGGGAUGGCUGGGAGUUCUUAGACGAAGUCGGCCAGAAAUACAAUAAGGUGGUCAAGUUGAAGGGUCUCUUUGGCCAUAGAAUGUUGUACGUAUUUGAUCCAAAGGCCUUACAUCAGGUUGUCAUCAAGGAGGCAGACAUAUAUGAUCUUCCAGAAUGGUUGACCGACGGUGUUAAGCUCACUACAGGGCCAGGUCUUCUUGGAGUCCACGGGGCUCACCAUCGGCGACAGCGCAAAAUGCUCAACCCUGCGUUCUCUAUCAAGCAUAUGCGAACUCUCACUCCUUUGUUUUAUGGAGUGGCUCAUCGAUUACGCUCUGCUAUGGAAACACAAGUAGGAGAUGUCCCAACUACUAUAAACAUGGUAAACUGGUUCAGCCGAACUGCUCUCGAGUUGAUAGGCCAAGGUGGUCUGGGCUAUUCCCUCGAUUCACUAGACACACCUAUGCCAAAUCCAUACGGCGAAGCUCUCAAGCAAUUUCUGCCGGCUUUAUUUGCCAAUGCUGAAUUACAGUUCCUCCUAAAGCACGUCAAGAAGAUCGGCUCGCCUGCAUUCCGGUCAGCAAUGAUCGAUUGGUUGCCUCUGCCAGAUCUUCAACGAUUGAAAAAAGUGGUUUCCAUCUUGGGUUAUGAGGCUAGGAACCUUUACUUCAUUAAAAAGAAAGCUUUGCAAGCUGGUGGGGAGAACGUCCUGAAACAAGUUGGUGAAGGAAAAGACAUUAUGAGCAUCCUUAUGCAAGCAAACAUGCAGGCUUCGGAAGAAGAUCGCCUGACAGAAGAUGAGCUUAUCGGGCAGAUGUCUCUUCUCGUUCAGGCGGGGACGGACACAACAUCGAACGCGUUGACUAUGCUCAUACAUAUAUUAGCGGAGCACCCAAACAUUCAAGAUAAACUACGGUCAGAGAUUCAGCAGGCUAAAGAGCAGUACGGCGAAGAUAUACCAUACGACAAUCUUGUGUCUCUCCCGUACAUGGACGCUUUAUGUCGAGAGACACUACGACUCUUCCCACCAGUCAGCUUCAUUUUCCGAGAGACCCGAAAGGACGUCAUCAUGCCUCUUUCAGAGGCGAUCGCUGGUGUCGAUGGAACCACAAUGACUGAGAUCCCGGUGCCUGCAGGUACAACCGUGAUCAUUGGAAUUCGCGCGGUGAACCACAGCAAAAAUGUCUGGGGAGACGACGUCAAAGAAUUCAAACCUGAGCGUUGGUUGUCUCCUUUGCCUGCAACAGUGAUGGAGGCUCACAUCCCAGGGGUGUACUCUAAUCUAAUGACGUUUAACGGCGGCGGAAGAGCAUGCAUAGGCUUCAAGUUCUCUCAGCUGGAAAUGAAGGUCGUGUUGGCUACCAUCGUCUCAUCAUUCAAGAUAUCUUUGGCCGAUGUGACAAAGGACGUUGUCUGGAAUCUCGCGGGCGUUUAUUACCCCACCGUAGGGAAGUACAGUAACCAACCUGGAUUCCCUGUGACGUUAGAACGCAUCCAGGCUUAAAUUCAUUCGUCAUAUAGAAGGAAUACACCUAUUGGUUUCGUUUGUUGGUCAUGUAAACGAGCCGAGAGCCUUCCUUCGUCGUUAUUAGCUGUCACGCUGAGAGAUUGAACCGUUUGGCGCUGCCUUCGGCAUUUGUUAUCCACUUCAAUGCAUUAUUACGACCUGGGUCACACGGC